Molecule: messenger RNA, 1802 nt
Organism: Bubalus bubalis (water buffalo)
Lineage: Eukaryota; Metazoa; Chordata; Mammalia; Artiodactyla; Bovidae
Gene: AP1M2
Product: adaptor related protein complex 1 subunit mu 2
Exons: 12
Coding region: 134-1411 (425 amino acids)
Biological process (GO): intracellular protein transport; vesicle-mediated transport
Cellular component (GO): clathrin adaptor complex; clathrin-coated vesicle
Molecular function (GO): clathrin-cargo adaptor activity
Source: RefSeq, a predicted model, not a curated record
GUGGCCCUCCCCUUUAAGACGCGCUCACCUGGGUCCUCACCUGCGCGCGGGUGCUUCCGCAGGAAGAAGGAAGCGGCGCCUCCGUCGCCUCCCGGCGCUCCCUCCCCACCCCCCAGGUCCGCCGGCCGCCACCAUGUCCGCCUCGGCUGUCUUCAUCCUCGACGUCAAGGGCAAGCCCCUGAUCAGCCGCAACUACAAGGGUGAUGUGGCUAUGAGCGAGAUCGAUCACUUCAUGCCUCUGCUCAUGCAGCGGGAGGAAGAAGGCGCCCUGACCCCACUGCUGAGUCACGGACGGGUCCACUUCCUGUGGAUCAAAUACAGCAACCUCUACUUGGUGGCCACCACACUGAAGAAUGCCAACGCCUCCCUCGUGUAUUCCUUCCUCUACAAGAUAGUGGAGGUAUUCUCCGAAUACUUUAAGGAGCUGGAGGAGGAGAGUAUCCGAGACAACUUUGUCAUCAUCUACGAACUGCUGGAUGAGCUCAUGGACUUUGGCUUCCCACAGACCACAGACAGCAAAAUCCUGCAGGAGUACAUCACACAGCAAGGCAACAAGCUGGAGACGGGCAAGUCACGAGUGCCACCCACUGUCACCAAUGCUGUGUCCUGGCGCUCAGAGGGCAUUAAGUACAAGAAGAAUGAGGUCUUCAUCGAUGUCAUAGAGUCCGUUAACCUGCUGGUCAAUGCCAACGGCAGUGUCCUGCUGAGCGAGAUCGUGGGCAGUAUCAAGCUCAAGGUGUUUCUGUCGGGAAUGCCAGAGCUGCGGUUGGGCCUCAACGACCGUGUACUCUUUGAGCUCACUGGCCUUUCAGGGAGCAAGAACAAGUCUGUGGAACUGGAGGAUGUGAAAUUCCACCAGUGCGUGCGGCUCUCUCGCUUUGACAAUGACCGCACCAUCUCCUUCAUCCCCCCCGACGGUGAUUUUGAGCUCAUGUCCUACCGCCUUAGCACCCAGGUCAAGCCACUCAUCUGGAUUGAAUCUGUCAUUGAGAAAUUCUCACAUAGCCGUGUGGAGAUCAUGGUCAAGGCCAAGGGGCAGUUUAAAAAGCAGUCGGUGGCUAACGGCGUAGAGAUAUCGGUGCCCGUACCCAGCGAUGCUGACUCCCCUCGCUUCAAGACCAGUGUGGGCAGUGCCAAGUAUGUGCCAGAGAAGAACAUGGUUAUUUGGAGCAUCAAGUCUUUCCCGGGGGGCAAGGAGUACCUGAUGCGCGCCCACUUUGGCCUCCCCAGCGUGGAGAAGGAGGAAGUAGAGGGCCGGCCCCCCAUUGGGGUGAAGUUUGAGAUCCCCUAUUUCACUGUUUCUGGGAUCCAGGUUCGAUACAUGAAGAUCAUUGAGAAGAGUGGUUACCAGGCCCUGCCCUGGGUCCGCUAUAUCACCCAGAGUGGCGAUUAUCAACUUCGUACCAGCUAGAAGGGAGAAGUGGGAGCCUGAACCUGGGCUGUCUUCUCCCCAGGCCCCAACUGCAGACUCCACUAGAGAAGGAGGGAAGAUGGGGUGUGUGUGUGUGAGAGAGGGCAGCCCUUGAAUUAUUAGUUCGUUACUCCCAGCACCCGACUUGCUCCUACCCUUUUCCUUUACUGGUAGGCUGGGAGUGAUAUUCUUCAGCUCUCAGACUCUCACCCCUCCCCCUCCCCCAAUUUUAUAUGAAGAAACAGAAAAGGGGCUUGAAGUCCCCCUCACGAGUGCCUUCUUGCAGUGACCUGCCUUAGGAGGUGUGGGGAGUCCCUCCUCCACAGCUGCUGAGCCCAGAGGCCCCACUGGCCCAUUUCUGAGUUUUAGGAUGGCAUUAAAAAGAUGAAUC